AUGCACAUCGCCCACCAACUCCUCGCGCGCGCCCACUCCCCCGACACAGCCUCGCAGCUCUUCACGGAAAGAAUCAAGCAGAAACCCCUCUACCUCCGUCCCACCUCGCCCACACCCGCAGACAACCGAUCACGACGUCGUCUCCACCGUCUCCGCAAGAAGGAAUACUUCCUCCGUAAGCAGAAGCCGAAGCCGCUGUCCGCGCGCGAGAAGCGCAUCUCGGGCAUCUACGAUAUCCCCAAGGAUGAAUGCAAGUAUGCCAUUUUCAAGGGGUUGCACGGGCUGUGGGUGGAGUAUAUGCAGGAGGUGCUGGAUUUGAAGGACCUGGAUCAGCAAGGUGCUUCUGGGAGAGCACAAAAAGUGACUCCCCUGUCCCAUGGGAGUAAAUUGGCCAGUGCCGAUUUUCAUGGUGCCUUGCUUGAGGUUGUUAGGAGUCGGUGUUUUGGGAGGGUUGGGAUUAGGGGUAUUGUUGUUCGUGAUACUAAGUUUACCUUUGUAGUUGUGACAGAGGGGGAUGAGGUGAAGACUAUUCCCAAGGAACAAACUGUUUUCCGCUUCUCUGUUCCUUUACCCAAGUUUAUUUCCGAAGACGCCGAAUCCGAUGUCAAAAUGACUGGACACGAUACUGCCAAUUCCAAUUCCAGUCCUAGUUCCGAUCAGAAGGAAUUCGUGUUCGAGCUACACGGGAGCCAGUUUCAGAAUCGAGCUGUCGACAGAGCCAACAAGAAGUUCAAAUGGAGGAAUAUCGACUACGUAUAA
This is a messenger RNA of Monascus purpureus, 759 nucleotides long. Lineage: Eukaryota; Fungi; Ascomycota; Eurotiomycetes; Eurotiales; Aspergillaceae. The record is from the annotation of a GenBank genome assembly.